Trichechus manatus latirostris (Florida manatee) is the source of this 2882-nucleotide messenger RNA. It is a transcript of the gene UMPS, whose product is annotated as uridine monophosphate synthetase. Bases 1481 to 2743 code for a protein of 420 amino acids. The transcript has 6 exons. NCBI's taxonomy places the organism in Eukaryota, Metazoa, Chordata, Mammalia, Sirenia, Trichechidae. The record is from RefSeq and is a predicted model, not a curated record. Gene Ontology annotation, biological process: 'de novo' UMP biosynthetic process; 'de novo' pyrimidine nucleobase biosynthetic process. Gene Ontology annotation, molecular function: orotidine-5'-phosphate decarboxylase activity; orotate phosphoribosyltransferase activity.
AGGGGACCAAGAGAUGGGGGAGGGGGGGAGUCACAGGAAUUGGACUGUAAAUGAGAGCGAAAGAGCCAAGCAGGGUGGCAGACCCGACUGUCGGUCUGGUGAGUAUGUUUCAGGAGCACAGAGACCAGGGGCGUAUUUCGUUCUUGUGGACCUAGAGAGUAGCCUGUGUUUUUACCGGAUGGGCUUGGACAUGUGUUUUGCAAGAGUAGGGAAACUCAGUUUCUAACUUUCAUAGUCCAGCACUUUCAUAGUUUUGUUUUCGUGGAAAUGGUGGGUAUUGCAUCACUAUAGCAUUUGAUGUAACAGUUGCCUGCCACCACAUUGUGUUGUAUCGUGGUGGUUUGCGGGUUGCCGUGAUGCUGGAAGCUAUGCCAUGUGUAUUUUAAAUACCAGCAGGGUCACUAAUGGUGGGCAGGUUUUGUGGAGCUUCCAGACCAAGACAGAUGAGGAAGAAUUUCCUGGCCAUCUGCUUCUGAAAAUUAGCCAUUGAAAACCUUAUGGAUCACAACAGAACAUUGUCUGAUUUGCUUGCCUUGGACACGUCAUCAGAUGGGAACAAAUGCUGGAGGGGUAUAGAUCAUGUUUGGUAAAGUAGAGGGCCAGUGAGAGCGUAGGGGACCUUUGGUGAGAUGGAUUGACAAAAUAGUUGCAGUCAUAGACUCAAAAAUGCUGGCGAUCUCAGGAAGAUGCAGCACUGAGCAUCGUUUUGUUCUGUUGUAAGUAAGGUCACGGUGAGUCAGAAUAGUACAGGAACAAAUUUUGAAGACCCCUGGUCUAGUUCACAAAGGAGCCCCAGUGGCGCGGUGGUUAACAACUCAACUGCUAACAAAAAGGUCGGCAGUUGGAAUCCACCAGCUGCUCCGUGGAAACCCUGUGGGGCAGUUCUGCUCUGUCUUAUGGGGUCGCUAGGAGUUGGAAUCGACUCGAUGGCAGUGGGUUUUUGUAAGUUUAUGUGGAAAAGGAGACUAUAAAAUAAUACUUCACACAAUAGGCUCUAUUCUUAUGAAACUUAAUUGAAGGCAUCUUUCAUGCAGAAAACAUAACUGGCAGAUUUAUAGAAAGGUUUAGCUACUCAAAGUAUAAUAUAUAAUCGAUUACCAUUACUGUGGGAAGCUGGGGAGUCCUUACUCUCUGUCAUCAUGAUCUUCUCCAGUACAUCUCAUGUCGCCCUCAAAGCAAACCUUGAGUCGAACAUUCUCACAUUUGUAUAUUUACAUUUGUAAACGGUGAUUUAAGGAAGAGUUACUUUAAAAAGACAUUUGUAGUUUUCCUAUCAGGUAUGGGACUACCCCCCACUGGAAUAUUACUAUCUCUAACGUUCUAUUGUUUCUCCUAAUGAUUUAAACACUAUUUAAAACAGUUGUAAUAAUAGAUAUAUGUUCUUUUUUUUUUUCAGGUUGCAGAAAUUUUAUUCCAAACUGCCCAAAAUGCCGAGAUCAGUUUUGACACCGUGUGUGGAGUGCCUUACACAGCUUUGCCCAUGGCUACAGUUAUCUGUUCCACCAACCAAAUUCCAAUGCUUAUUAGAAGGAAAGAAAGCAAGGAUUAUGGUACGAAGCGUCUUGUAGAAGGCGCCGUUAAUCCAGGUGAAACCUGUUUGAUUAUUGAAGAUGUCAUUACCAGUGGAUCUAGUGUUUUGGAAACUGUUGAGGUUCUUCAGAAGGAGGGCUUGAAGGUCACGGAUGCCAUAGUGCUGCUGGACAGAGAGCAGGGAGGCAAGGAAAUGUUGGAGGCACACGGGAUUCAUCUCCACUCAGUGUGUACAUUGUCCAAAAUGCUGGAGAUUCUUGAGCAGCAGAAAAAAAUUGAUGCUGAGAUGGUCAGGAGAGUGAAGAAAUUUAUUCAGGAGAAUGUUUUUGUGGCUGCUAAUCCUAAUAGUUCUCUCUCUUCUGUAACGAAAGCACCCGGAGAACUCAGCUUUGGUGCCCGGGCAGAGCUGCCCAGGAUCCACACAGUUGCAUCGAAGCUUCUCAGGCUUAUGCAAAAGAAGGAGACCAAUCUCUGUCUGUCUGCUGAUGUUUCAGAGGCCAGCGAGCUGUUGCAGCUAGCAGAUGCUUUAGGACCCAGCAUCUGCAUGCUCAAGACUCAUGUAGAUACUUUGAAUGAUUUUACUCUGGAUGUAAUGAAGGAGUUGACAACUCUGGCAAAACGUCAUGAGUUCUUAAUAUUUGAAGACCGGAAAUUUGCAGAUAUUGGAAAUACAGUAAAAAGGCAGUAUGAAGGUGGUGUCUUUAAAAUAGCUUCCUGGGCAGAUCUAGUAAAUGCUCACGUGGUGCCAGGCCCAGGAGUUGUGAAAGGCCUGAGAGAGGUGGGCCUGCCUUUGCAUCGGGGUUGCCUGCUAAUUGCAGAAAUGAGCUCCGCUGGCUCCUUAGCCACUGGGAGCUACACUAAAGCAGCGGUUAGAAUGGCCAAGGAGCAUUCUGAAUUUGUGGUGGGUUUUAUCUCUGGCAGCCGAGUAAGCAUGGAACCAGAAUUUCUUCACUUGACUCCAGGAGUUCAGUUAGAAGCAGGAGGGGAUAAUCUUGGCCAGCAGUACAACAGCCCGCAAGAAGUUAUCGGCAAACAAGGUUCUGAUGUCAUCAUUGUGGGCCGAGGCAUUUUAACAGCACCUAAUCGUCUGGAAGCAGCUGAGUUGUACAGAAAAGCUGCUUGGGAAGCUUAUUUGAGUAGACUUGGCAUCUUCCCCAGCUCCGGCCUGCUCUCAGUGAUCUCUAAAAGGAACAGCUGCUUGGAUCCUAUGUGAAGACGAUUUCAGCACAGCUGAGCCCAACAUCAUUGAAAAUGGCAGUGAGUAACCGCAUGGACUGCGGUUUGCUGCCUCUGCCCCUUACCAUGCUGUCUGAAGGAAUCGGAUAGUAAAAACAUAAAAGCAUGGGAAAAAU